Messenger RNA from Schistocerca piceifrons (Central American locust), 699 nucleotides. Its product is annotated as putative nuclease HARBI1. The coding region runs from base 1 to 699 and encodes 232 amino acids. The transcript has 2 exons. Lineage: Eukaryota; Metazoa; Arthropoda; Insecta; Orthoptera; Acrididae. The record is from RefSeq and is a predicted model, not a curated record.
AUGAAACCUUCUUCACAUGGAGACGAAUACGUCAAUCGAAAGGGCUUUCCAUCUAUAAAUGUGCAGGCGACGUGUGACAACAGUGAAAUGUUUACGAGUGUUGAUGCUUCAUGGCCAGGGUCUGUACAUGACGCUAGGAUAUGGAGAAACUCCGAUGUCUAUCGUAUAUUGCGUGAGAACCAGUGCAACGCCCUAAUUUUAGGAGACGAAGGAUAUGGCAUUGCACCGUGGUUAAUGACACCAUUUCAAAAUCCCGAAACACCUGAUGAGAGGGCAUACAACAGACUUCACUCUAAGGAAAGGGUGAUAAUCGAAUGGUGCUUUGGGCAGGUGAAAAGGCGUUUCCCAAUUCUGCAAAAUAAAAUAAGGCUUGCCCAAACAAAAAUCCCCAGUGUGAUAAUAGCCUGUUUUGUUUUGCACAACGUAGCAAAACAUUUAGGGGAUGAGGAUUUUGAGGCACCUAGUGAUGACAACAAUCUUCCAGUACUGGGAGAAGAGGAAGCAGCAAACGUACGUGUACGUGGAACAAAUAGAAGACGGGAAAUUGUAAAUGUAAUACGACAACUUGAUGGUGAAGUUGAUGCAGCCACAGCUGUAGUGUAUGUUGUUGGUGCUGAUCUGGUUGUUGCUGGAUUACGUGUGGCUGGGCGUGUGCUUCAGGAUCCAUAUGCAAUGAUGACAGCAGUGGCAAUGGACUAG